UGCUUUCGCUUUCUCUACGGUGAGAGUUGGUGGGUCACAGUGGAGAAUUCACAGGGAAAUUUAGCUUGGGGGAGUUUCCAUUGCAGCGGAGGUGGGGUAACAAGGGUUUGACUUGUGAGUGAGGGCUUGUGGUCCUGAGCAGUACAAGCAGUGUGUUCAAAGCGUGUGUACAGUAGUGUUUGUACAGCAGUAACCAUAAGUCGUUUCUGUAGUAUACACUUUGUUUUACCUGUAGACAGACUAAUUCCACACCUUUGUUCCUGACACCUUUUAUUUUUCUACAACAACAAAGUGGUGUGUAAAUAUGAAGUUGCUGGAGGACUCUGGCAGUCGCUUCAGGUUUUCUCAGUCCUGUGUGGGGUUGGCGGGGAGCCUGUGUGUAUGUUAUGCAGUCUGGACACCAUUCUGGCUGAAGGACAGGGGACUCUGGACAGAGUGGAAUAACACUAAAAGUGACCAGACAAAUCCUACAGGUGGCAUCGUCUUCAACGCCCUGGAAGCAGAGAGAGUCUUUGGAGUUGUUUCCUUCCUCAUGGCUGUGAGCACUGGUGCUUUGAGUCUGGUGUUUGCCCUCUGCUGGACGCCUCGGACGGUGCGCUCCUACUCAAACACUCGCUCUCUCCUCAUGGCAGGACAGGCCCUCUACCCGUCCACACUGCUGCUGCUCACUAUGGCCUCUACAGGUUUUUUCUUCCUCCUCAGCUGGUCUCUUUUCACCCAUCAGCACCGGGAAGAAAUCCGUCAAGACUUCUCCAGCCUCGGCUCCUCCUAUUGGCUAGGGGCUUUAGGUUGGGUCCUGCUGUUGGUCGUGGAGAUGAUAGUCUUUAUAGCUGAGCAAGCUGUCGUGCCUGACAUCCUACCAGACUUAGAGACGGCUGUGGAGGCGUGGCGGAUUUCCUCUCAACUUAAGGCCGCUAAACGCUCUUUCAGCGAUACUUAUUACCCUGGUAACAGGAAAAGCAACAUGGCUCCCAAGAGCCUUAAGUGGAUUUCAGAAAUAGGGACAUGACAGAGGAAAUGGAUUUGAAUGUGUAAGUUGCACAAUAAAGCACACAGACUGAAUGAGAAACUAGCAAUUUCUAGUUGCUUUAUAGAUCUAUACAACCAGACUGAAUAUUGAUUAACUGUGCUGGAAGUUAAGUGUUUGCCAGAGGAAUUAAAAGUCUGAGUCCUGGAAGUCAGUGGGACUAAAGGCUCGGAAAUGAAAUAAAAACACACUAAAGACCGACAAUACUGGCUGGGAAACUGGGCAACAAAUGUAAGAUGAGAACUGUUCUCUGACAAAGUGCAUGUGUAGACUGGCGUUUGAAAAGUUUUGAAUUUCAUUAGUCUUUGUCCAGGUUUGCCCCUGGACCAGGAACAGGUCCCGUUGUGGAGGGUUUUCAGUUGAAUUCAUGUAAACAAGACACUCAACUAAACAUUCAACUAGUAACUUUAACUGAAAGUUUCAGUAGGAGCUGCGAUGCACUGUAGUUGCCGACAGUUAAAAUAGCGGCAUCUUUUCAUGCACAUCUGACACUUUUGACAGUCCUCAACCAACAACAGCAAAAUAGGUUAUAUUUAAAUUAUGUCAAGUAAAAAUUGUGUUUCUUUGUUGUUUUCCUAUGAAAUGUUUCCUGUUUGCUGAUGAUGAGUAAUACACAGCACACGCAUCUGUGGUCAUACCCUAUUUCAAUGAUCCCUUAUUUUUAUUACUAAUUAGUUGUCAUAUGGUAUGAUAAAAAGUAUGUUCAACAAGGCUUAGUUUGACUAUGCUUUGAUGUGAUGUCCACACCUUUCCACAAACCUAAAUAAAAGGUUUAAAAAGUUUA
Molecule: messenger RNA, 1811 nt
Organism: Perca fluviatilis (European perch)
Lineage: Eukaryota; Metazoa; Chordata; Actinopteri; Perciformes; Percidae
Exons: 4
Coding region: 305-1009 (234 amino acids)
Source: RefSeq, a predicted model, not a curated record